Molecule: messenger RNA, 2896 nt
Organism: Onychostruthus taczanowskii (white-rumped snowfinch)
Lineage: Eukaryota; Metazoa; Chordata; Aves; Passeriformes; Passeridae
Product: protein TASOR 2-like
Exons: 8
Coding region: 25-2187 (720 amino acids)
Biological process (GO): negative regulation of gene expression, epigenetic
Cellular component (GO): nucleoplasm
Source: RefSeq, a predicted model, not a curated record
AGCCCGAGGAGCCAUGGUAUCCCCAUGAGCAGUGGUAGCCCUAGGAGCCAUGGCAGCCCCAGGAGCCAUGGCAGCCCCAGGAGCUGUGGCAGCCCCAGGAGCCAUGGCAGCCCCAGGAGCUGUGGCAGCCCCAGGAGCUGUGGCAGCCCCAGAAGCCAAGGCAGCCCCAUGAAUGGUGGCAGCCCCAGAAGCCAUGGCAGCCCCAGGAGCCAUGGCAGCCCCAGGAGCUAUGGUAGCCGUGGUAGCCCCCGGAGCCAGGCAGGGGAUGCCGGAGGGAGCCCCAGGGAGGAGCCCUUCCUGCCAGAGGACCUGGAAGGAGGCAGCAUUCCCAGUCCUGCACCUUUCCCAGCCUGGGAGUGUCCCCUGUGCGAGCCCUGGGAUGUGUGUGAGCACAUCCCCGAUCCCGACAGUGCCGGCGCCGAGGUGGGACGGGGAGAAAUUCCAGCUUCUCCCAUCCCGUGGGACGAGCCCAGGGAACUCUCUGGAGAGCGUCUGGAGUUCAGUGAUGCUGAGGAUAUUUCGGAUCUGCUCUCAAGGGAAGAGCAGCUCCCAAGCCAAGACACACGUGAGGGCUUGGCCUUUGAAGAGCCACUGGAGAAUUCCUUUGGUGACUCAGACCAGGAAUAUUUUGAGGGGAAUUCUCGCUCCCCUCUUCCAAGCAGGAGUUCCUGCAUCAUGAGAUCCACGGAUGCUGCAGGAGCAAGGACUACCUGGGACAGCUCCUCCAGGAGCUCCGUGCACACAGAGGAGCGUGGGGAGGCCUGGGACUGGGACACCCCCAGGGAUUACGGGAACUUUGUGGUCACCAGGCAGUGCCAGGAGAGGAUGGAACAUUUCCAGCUUCCCAGGAGGCGCAGCCGCCGUGCCCGGGAGUCUCACCUGGCCCGCUCCCUGAUGGGAACCUGGAGGGGCUUUGAGGAAAUCACCCAGAACACUUUGGACAUGGAGUGUCUCCGCUUCCAUUAUAAGCUAAAAGAAAUCCUAAGGAACGGCAAACCCCCCUUUUCUACCUCCAAAAGCAUCUUCCCAACGAACUUUCCUCCCCGCCACGCCCCCAUCCCGCUGUCCCCGCGCAGCAGGAGCCCCUUGCGGGUGACAAUUCCCACCUCGGGCGCGUGGCCGGACGGGCUCCGCUCCCACAGGGACGCUUGGGCCAGCAGGAGAGGCCGAUGCCGGGCCGGGAGCCGGCACGCCGGGGCUGCCUUGCGCCUGGGCAGGCUGCGGUACGAGCACGCCCCGCCGGAGCCGCGCGGGGACGUGGCCGGCAUCCUGGACGAGUUCUCCGAGUUCCAGAGGGUGCUGCGGGCCGGGGCCGAGCCCGGCGGCGCGGCCCCGGCGCGGGGGGAGGCCCAGCCCGGCCGGACGGCGGCGUUCCGGGGAUUGGUGACGGAGCUGUGCGGGGCCCUGCGCUGCCACCUGCGCCGCGUGGCCGCCGGCGCGCGGCCCGGAAUGUUCUACCUGCUGGAGACUGGGAAGGAGCCCUUCUUCGACAGGGUGAAGGCCCUGCUGAAGGCAGCGGGGUUUGUGAGGAUGGAGCCCCUGAAGUUCUGCAGAGCCCAGCCCCGGGACAGCGAGCGGCUGCUGGUCAUCGUCAGGAACGAGGACAUCGCCUCCCACAUCCACACCGUGCCGUGCCUGCUGGAGCUGAAGCGCUGUCCCAGCGUGGUGUUCGCCGGCGUGGACGACCCCGAGGAGGUGACAGGUGACACAUUCCAGGAGCUCUUCCAGGCCGGAGGAUUCGUGGUGUCUGAGGAGGAGCUGCUGGAAAGGGUGACCCUGGGCCAGCUGAAGGAGGUGGUGAAGGUGCUGGAGAAGCUGAACAGGAGCGGGAGGUGGAAGUGGCUCCUGCACCACAGGGAGAGCAAGAAGCUCAGAGGAGACCUCAGCAGGGACGAUGCCAGUGUCCAGAAGAAGCAGCUGCUGCUGAGGUGGUGCCAGGGGGCAGAGCUGCUGGAGCUGCUGCCCUUCCACGGCUGCGACUCGGCGGCCGAGCCCCGGCGCGCCCAGUGCCUGCUGGAGCUGCAGGCGCGGCACGUCCGCGCCAGGUUCGCCGUGUACCUCACAGAAAAUCCCAGCAGCAGCUGCAGGGAGAUCCUGGAAAGCAAAGGGAUUCUUGUGGCUGACAUCAGCACCUUCCUCGGGACGGUGCAGGAAGUGGCUGCUCCCUUCAGAAGAAGCUACUGGUGACAAAGUGAAGCCACCAGGACACGGCUCCUCCCCAGGCCUGUGGGGGACAUCCCCACCAUCCCAAUGGAUUCCCACCAACCAUCCCAGUCAAUACCAUCAAUCCCAGUGGAUCCCAGUGAUCCCACUGGAUCCCCCACCAUCCAUCUCAAUCAAUCCUAUUACCCAUCCCAGUGGAUCCCAGCCACUGCUGGGGGUGGGGGAAAGUCAGUUUCAGCUCUGUACAGAAAUCUUAUUUAAAGGUGGGAAAUGCAAAUCCUCAGGGGAUUCAUUCCCUGCCAUCCAGUCUCACAUAGGAAAGGAUUUUUUUAACGGUACAGGUAAAUUUUUGGAGUGGUUCCAAGUCUUUUCGUGCAGCUGCCGCUGGGGCAGGCAAAUGAAUUUCCCAAAGUCUACUUGAAGAUUAGGAAGGAGAACAAAUCCCUUUUCCAUGUGGCUGUUGCUGUUCAGGCCCACACUACAUUUCAGCUCACCCCCGUUGCCUCCUGGUACCGGUUCCCUGCUGGGACUCGAGGAAUCCCAGCACGUGGAAUCAGGAACAAAAGAAGCUUUUAUUUAUGGGGGACGCGGCGCGGCCGAGCCCGCUCCCGACCCGGCUCCGCGGGGCUGCAGAGUUCCUUUAGUUCGUUUUUAAAUCCAAGACUGCGAGGCCGUUCUGUACAGGAUGACUUUGUACAAAAAAAGAGUUUGAUUAAUAAAACCUCCAAAAUAA